This is a messenger RNA of Lachnellula hyalina, 1545 nucleotides long. RefSeq lists its product as uncharacterized. The transcript is spliced from 2 exons. The coding region runs from base 1 to 1545 and encodes 514 amino acids. The record is from RefSeq and is a predicted model, not a curated record. NCBI's taxonomy places the organism in Eukaryota, Fungi, Ascomycota, Leotiomycetes, Helotiales, Lachnaceae.
AUGCCACUUUGUGACUACGAGGAACUUGCCAAGACUCUAGUAGAAAACUUUAACCUCCUGGCAGAUGAAGUACAACUCCUCAGCGACAGGAAAAUUAUCCUGGAGCACAAAUUGAAUUAUGCUCACAGCCAGUAUCAAUUACUCGCCGACAAGUAUGCCCCAUCUGAUCCGGAGAUCUCAAGCACUUUGGCAAAGCUACAACUCCCGCCGGAUCUCCAAGUCUCAACUCCCGAUCCGGCAGGUUUCGUUCCAUUACCACAGCGGAGACAAAGAGCAUCCAAGCUGCAGACUGCAGUAGCUAUACGCGACGGGAGGAAGGCGGCACAGCUUCUCUCGGAGUUCGGAGGCACGACCGGAUCUACAAGUAUAUCCGGCGCAAGUAGUAAUGUGCGAUUGUCUGCGCCUCGUACAUCUCUCUCGACAGUGCUAGAACAAGAUUUUACCGUCCCAGGGAAGAAGAGUUCAUUGCUUUGUCCGUUUGCUCGUCCUACCAAGCCUCCUAGCACGAUGGUGUCAGGUCGUCCAUUGACGCCGUCUGAUGCUAAAGAUCCUACACCUCAUCAGUCCGCCGAUCCAAUCUGUGCUGCAAUGUAUGCAGAGACAAUGUCAUCACCCCCUCCAUCGGCUACAGGCUCCGCGGCGAAGUGUCCAAUUCGAUAUCUUGAUCAGCACUCACCAGAAGAGGUUGCACGCUACUUCGAGACCCACAAGCAUGAGAUCCCACGAAGUCACGAAGUAUGUGUGAAGCGUUACCAAAGAAACGAAAAUGAUAUCAGGAAGCUUGAUGCAAAGUAUGGCAACCUUGUCAGCAUGAUUCAAGGCCUCGGUCAAACGCAUCAACCUAUGUUACCCUCAGACCUACACGAACAAGACGAGGACAUGGAACUUGAGCGCACAUCCAAUGAACGAGUAGAGAACUGGGCUAAAGCCGUAAGUGCAGAUGGUGUAGGCAUUGAAGAAGACCUUAUAGAGAAUAGAGAAGAGGAGGAUGUAGAAGAGGACGAUAGAGAGAGCAGAUUUGAUCGGCCAUUGAAGGAGGUUCGAGUUGGAGAGUCUCCAAGUCGACCUUGGGGUAUACGAGUACCGAUAUUUGAUGAACCUCCCAAACAACGACCUGUCUCUCCGCCCCCGGCACCUGUAUCUGCAGAACACAUACCAAAGCCGGCUGGGAAGUGUCCCUUUGGCCAUGGCCAGGGCAGUCUGGAAGAUCCUCUUAUCCAAGAAUCUCCUCAGGCGAUCGAGCAAGAAGAGCGACCUACCGGCAAGUGUCCCUUUGGUCAUGGGCAAGAGGCACCAUCAGGCCCGAAGAGAGUGCAACAGCAAGAGCGACCUGCCGGUAUAUGUCCGGUGGAUCAUGGGCAGAAAGCCGAAGAAGCAGAACAACCUCCUGUCAUUCAGACCCAGCCGACUUUCAUUCAAACUCCUCAAAUACCAACAGUGGGCGGUAAUUCGGCCCAGAUGAUAUUCACGGGCCCAGUAUUUAUCGGGUACCCCAUGGAGCAGGCUAUGGCUUUCAUGCAGCAGUACAAUAAGGGGGCAUUAUGA